Molecule: messenger RNA, 1386 nt
Organism: Lachnellula hyalina
Lineage: Eukaryota; Fungi; Ascomycota; Leotiomycetes; Helotiales; Lachnaceae
Gene: RPT5
Product: 26S proteasome regulatory subunit
Exons: 4
Coding region: 1-1386 (461 amino acids)
Biological process (GO): proteasome-mediated ubiquitin-dependent protein catabolic process
Cellular component (GO): proteasome regulatory particle, base subcomplex
Molecular function (GO): proteasome-activating activity; ATP hydrolysis activity; ATP binding
Source: RefSeq, a predicted model, not a curated record
AUGUCCACUUUAGAAGAUCUCGAUGACCUUGAGCGAGAUAACCAGGAUAAGAAGGGCGAUGGCGACAAAGAUCAAGGGAAGAAGCCCGAUCAGAAUGGUGAUGCCGAAAUGAAGGAUGCCGAGCCUGAGGAGAAGGAAGAGGACCCUAUAGACGGGGAGAUAUACAACUUAAGCACACAAGAUAUUCUCACGCGGAAAAGGCUGCUCGAGAACGAUUCGCGGAUCAUGAAGAGCGAGUAUCAACGUUUAUCUCACGAGAAGGCUACUAUGGGCGAGAAGAUCAAGGACAACCUCGACAAGAUUGAAAACAACAGGCAAUUACCCUACCUUGUCGGCAAUGUUGUUGAGCUGCUUGAUCUAGACCCAACUGCGGAAUCCCAAGAAGAAGGUGCCAAUAUCGACCUGGAUGCCACGCGCGUAGGGAAAUCUGCUGUAAUCAAGACCUCCACCCGACAAACUAUCUUCCUUCCCCUUAUUGGCCUCGUCGACCCCGAGCAACUAAAGCCAGGAGACCUGAUCGGUGUGAACAAGGAUUCGUAUCUGGUUUUGGACACAUUACCCGCAGAAUAUGACAGCAGAGUCAAGGCUAUGGAGGUUGAUGAGAAGCCAACGGAAAAGUACACUGAUGUAGGAGGACUUGACAAGCAGAUUGAGGAAUUGGUAGAGGCAAUAGUAUGGCCAAUGAAGGAGGCUGAUAGAUUCAAGAAGAUUGGUAUCAAGGCUCCUAAAGGUGCCCUCAUGUACGGUCCUCCUGGUACAGGUAAAACCCUCCUCGCCCGAGCUUGCGCCGCCCAAACCGAUGCCACCUUCCUCAAACUCGCGGGUCCACAAUUAGUACAAAUGUUCAUAGGAGAUGGUGCCAAGUUGGUACGAGAUUGCUUCGCUCUUGCCAAAGAAAAGGCACCUGCGAUCAUCUUCAUCGAUGAGUUGGAUGCCGUUGGUACAAAGCGUUUCGACAGUGAGAAGAGCGGAGACAGAGAAGUCCAAAGAACUAUGUUGGAACUUCUUAACCAGCUUGAUGGAUUCGCUUCAGAUGAUCGUAUCAAGGUUCUUGCAGCUACGAACAGAGUCGACGUUCUCGAUCCUGCCCUGUUACGUUCUGGACGUCUGGACAGAAAGAUCGAGUUCCCUCUCCCUAAUGAGGAAGCCCGAGCACAGAUUCUCCGGAUUCACAGCAGAAAAAUGACGGUCGACGAUGCAGUCAACUGGCCCGAGCUGGCAAGAAGUACGGAUGAAUUUGGAGGUGCUCAGCUUAAGGCUGUCUGUGUAGAGGCAGGUAUGAUUGCGUUAAGAAUGGGGAAGAACAAGAUCAGCCACGAACAUUACGUUGAUGCCAUUGCGGAAGUUCAAGCCAAGAAGAAAGAUACCGUCAAUUUCUACGCUUAG